Molecule: messenger RNA, 4148 nt
Organism: Camellia sinensis
Lineage: Eukaryota; Viridiplantae; Streptophyta; Magnoliopsida; Ericales; Theaceae
Source: RefSeq, a predicted model, not a curated record
UCUUAUCAAGACACAUACAAGCUUCCAGGAAAGACCAUGUAAAUUAAGAUAGCAUUUCUCUCAUCGUUUUCUUACUUGGUACUUCAUUUACAUAUAGUGACAUCUAUAAAUAUCCAUGGUGCCUAAACAGAUAUAUAAUUCAUAUCUUGGCUCUUCUGUCCUUAAUUGGUCUUUCUUUGAGCUUUAAUCCAAUGGCAAUUGUCAGAUCCCAAGAAACCUCCUCCUCCAAUUCUCAUUGUAGUUAUGAUGUGUUCUUGAGCUUUAGAGGUGAAGAUACUCGCAAGACAUUCACUGACCACCUCUACACAGCUUUAGUGCACGCUGGAUUUCGUACUUUCAGAGAUGACGAUGGGAUUGAAAGAGGGGAGAAUAUUAAGUUCGAAUUGAACAAAGCAAUUCAAGAGUCGAAGAUUUCAAUAGUUGUCUUCUCGAAGGACUAUGCAUCUUCAAGUUGGUGUCUCGAUGAACUUGUCAUGAUCCUCGAACGCAGGAGGACUGUUGGACAUGUAGUUCUACCUGUUUUCUAUCAUGUGGAUCCAUCUCAUGUGAGGAAGCAAAAGGAAAGUUUCAAAGAAGCAUUUACGAGGCAUGAAGAGAAAUUUCGCGCAGAAGCGAGUGAAAGAGAAGUUGAAUGGAUUGGCAAAGUGGAAGAAUGGAAGGCAGCACUUAGAGAAGCUGCAGAUUUGGCAGGGAUGGACUCACAAAAACAAACUGAUGGACUCGAGUCAAAGUUUAUCCAGAAAAUUGUGAAAGUUGUUGGAGACAAACUAAGUCGCACAACCUUGGGUAUUGCCCCCCACCUGAUUGGAAUAUAUUCUCGAGCCAAAACCAUUGGGCUUUGGUUACAAGAUGAGUCUAGUGAUGUUGGUAUAGUCGCAAUUUGUGGGAUAGGUGGAAUGGGGAAGACAACCAUCGCCAAAGUACUAUAUAAUUCGAACUUUUCAAGAUUUGAAGGUAGCAGUUUUCUUGCAAAUAUAAGAGAAGUUUUAAAACAACAAGAUGGUUUACUUCAAUUACAACGACAACUUCUUUCAGAUAUGUUAAAGGGAAGAAAGGAAAAUUUGUAUAGUGUUGAUGAAGGAGUUGUAAAGAUUAAAAAUGCAUUAUGUUGCAAAAAAGUUCUUGUAGUCCUUGAUGAUGUGGAUACAGUAGAUCAAUUGGAUGCAAUACUUGGAAUGAGAGACUGGCUUUCUCAAGGAAGUAAAAUCAUCAUAACCACUAGGCGUGAGCAAUUGCUCAAGGCUCAUGAAGUUUGUCAAGUGCACCAGGUUGAAAAAUUGGAUAAUGAUGAAUCUUUAGAGCUCUUUAGUUGGCAUGCCUUUGGGAAAAACCGUCCCAUUGAUGGUUUCAUAGAGGACUCGGAAAGGGUGGUGCAGUACUGUGGAGGGCUUCCACUAGCUAUCAAAAUUUUGGGGGCUUCUUUGUCCGGAAGAAGCUUAAAUGUCUGGAAAAGUCAACUACAAAAAUUGAAAGCAAUUCCCAAUUCUGAAGUCAUUGAAAGACUCAAAAUAAGCUAUGACUCUUUACAAGAUGACCAUGACAAAAAUUUAUUCCUCCAUGUUGCUUGUUUCUUUGUGGGGAUGGAUGAAGAUCAGGUAGUUACAAUUCUAGAUGGAUGUGAUUUUUACACAAUGGUUGGGAUUCAAAAUCUCAUUGAUAGAUGUCUGUUAACAAUUGAUGAACACAAAAAGUUGGUGAUGCAUCAAUUGGUUCAAGAAAUGGGAAGAGAAAUUGUUCGGCAAGAAUCACCUAAGGAGCCAGGAGAACGUAGUAGACUUUGGAAUUGCAAGGAUUCCUUGAAUGUUUUGAGAGAAAAUACUGGGACUAGAAAAAUUGAAUGCCUCAAGCUUGAUAUGAAUUUGUUAGAGGAAGAUAAAUAUGACAGGACAAUAUUUGGCGUUAAUAGAAAACGUCAUUACGAUGAAUUCCUCGACAUGCCAUUGUUGUCAAAUGUAGGCAACUCAUUUAAGAGAUGCUGUUUCGGUUUCUCAAAGAAUGCAGGCACUGCUCUAGGAAAUUCAAAUCAAAUACCUUUGGAAGUUGAGGCAUUUGCAAGGAUGCACAAACUAAAACUUUUACAGCUCAAAUAUAUACAAAUAAGUGGAAGUUUCGAAAAUUUUCCUAAAAGAUUACGAUGGUUAUGUUGGCAUGGAUUUCCUUUCAAAUAUAUACCCCACGAUUUCCCUUUGGAGAACCUAACUAUUCUUGACAUGAGUUAUAGUAGGUUGCAAAUAGCUUGGAAAGGAGCCAAGCUUCUCGAGUCAUUAAAAAUCCUUGAUCUUAGUCAUUCCCAUUGUCUCACUAAAACUCCUGACUUCUCGAAAGUCCCCAAUCUUGAGAGGUUGAUAUUGAAAAACUGUGCAACGUUGGUUGAGGUUCAUGAAUCUGUCGGACACCUUCAGAGACUUGUUUUGUUUAAUUUAAAAGAUUGCAAAAGUCUGAAGAAGCUUCCGAGAAGCAUUUGUAUGCUAAAGUUUUUGGAAACACUUGACAUCUCAGGUUGCUCAAAUCUUGAGGGAUUGCCAACAGAGUUGGGGACUAUGGAGUCUCUAACAGUGUUCCAUGCAAACGAAAUUGACAUAGGUCGAUUAUUCUCUACCGGUAAGGAGGAUAAAUCAUGGCAUUCAUUAAUCUGGCCUUCUCUAUUGAAGCCAAGAAGAAGUAUGGAAAUUUCAUGGUCUUUUUUACCACAGUCCGUGGUACACUUAAGUCUUGAGAAGUGUAAUUUAUCAGAUGAUGAUUUUCCUAGGGAUCUUAGCAACCUAUCCUCGUUGCAGAUUUUAAAUCUGAGUGGUAAUGCUAUUCGUAGCAUCCCAAACUGCAUCAGAGGUCAUUUUGGACUCCAAUUCCUUUAUUUAAAUGAGUGCAAAAAGCUCUGGUCAGUUGAAGUGCAGCACAAAUUAAAAGAAUUACGGAUCUAUGGAUGUACAUUGUUGGAGAAAGUAACCUUCCAAUCACUUCCAUUAACCAUAGAAUAUAAUAUUAGACGUGGCUGCAAACAAUUAACAAUGCGCUCGUUGCUACCAUUUAUGUGCGCGGGCCGCAAUGACAAAAUAGUUGAGAUUUUGGGAAUAUUCAAGCUUGAACCUUUAGGAAAUGUUGACAUGGAGAUAAUUAACAAUUUAAGCUUGUCCAACAUAGGAUUCAUGGGAUGCUCAAAUGUUAUGCUUUCAUGCUCUCUGCCAGAGAAAGCAAGGAAGUUUCCCCUGCAGGGAUGUCAUGAAAGACACAUAUUCUAUGCUUAUUGUUUGGGAAGCAAGGUUCCAGACUGGUUUAAUCUUAAAAAUGAAGGAUCUUCAAUAUCAUUUACUGUGCCGUCGCAUCUUAAUUUCAGAAUCCGAUGCUUGAGUGUAUGUUCUAUUUAUGCACUUCCCAAUAAUCGAAAAGAAUAUUAUGGCUUUAAUUGCGAAGCACAUACUAUUAUCAGUAAUACGACCAAGAGUUUGAUUUGGAGUCAUUCCCCAUAUGUCUUAGGCAUUCCAGAAGCUGAUGAGGAUAUGAUGAUGUUAAGUUAUUGGAAGUUUGAAAAUCAGUUGGAAAGUGACGAUGAACUGAAUAUUUCAGUGGUUGGAAAUGAAUAUUUUCAAGUAAAGGAGGUCGGAGUCCAUCUUGUGUACAAGGAGCAAGAAGAGAAGAGUAGCCAAUCAACUAGUGAAGAAGCAUCCCAACAAUUCUCUCUCUAUGGAAAUGUAGUUCCCGGAAAUGCAUCUGCUGUACGUCCGGCACACAAAAAAGUCUACCGUCUAGGCGAACAUUGGGACGAUUGUAGCAUUUGUAAUGGUCUAUAAUCUCAGCCUUCAUGCACUACUACCUCGGGAAUUGGUUGUUUCGGAGCUGUGAGAUUGGGUAAGCAACGAUGUUAAGGAUUUUGAUUAAGUGAUAUGAAUCGGUUGUAUAUUGCUAGUGGCUCGGCUUUGUGAUUUCUGUUAUGAAGGAAGAAGUUAUUUCAGUGAGAGAGAAUAUGUUGCUACUUUUCUUUGAUUUUGAUGAUGCUGCGUACUGCUGUUUAGGUGAAGCUGCUGCUACUGGGGUUAUAUUUUACUUUGGACUUGAUCAGAGUUAUAUUUUAUUUGGAAUUACUCAUAUGCUUUGCUAACUAACUCUUACAGUGCCUGACAAAAUCAAAUUCGAAGUCUAUUUUAAAAUAA